AUGGAUUCCGAUAGUGGGGGCAGCAGUAAUGCUGCCUCCAAUAGUAAUACAGUAACAAACGACAUACAAAAACCUAAUUUGCAACAAAAAAUCAAUAGAUAUCGAGUAAAUGAUAAUGGGCCUUUCAUAGUUCUUAUUCAAUCAAAAAAUAUAGAGAAGGGUUUAUCAAAAAUUCACCCAAUAAAACUUGGUAGGUCUUUAAAGAGAGCAAAGAUUGAAGAAGUACAUAAAAUUGUGAGAAAAGGUACAAAUCGAUUGGGUAUUGAAUUCUUAACAGCUAAGGGAGCAAAUGAUUUUCUUAAAUCUAACUUUUGUAUUAAUGAAAAUUUAGAAGCUGCUAUACCAGUAAAUUUAGUUAGCUGUAAAGGCGUUAUUAAGGGAAUUCCAGUAGACAUAUCAGUCGAAGAUUUUGUGAAUACAGUAGAAUCAGAAGUUAAAGUUAUUUCAGCGCGACGAAUUAAUUUCAGGAAAAGGAAUGAUGAGGGGCAAAUUGAAUAUAGUCCAACGCAUUCAUUAAUAGUUACUUUUGAAGGUAAGAAACUCCCAAAACAGAAAAGAACACAGAACAUGAUAGUGAGUAACAGAUAUGUACAGGAAAAAGAGGAUUUUCCUCAAUUGCCAAAGCAUGAUUCUAUCAAGGAAAAUGUUAUUGAAGUCCAAGAAAGAAGGGAAUGGAAUAAUAGGACAGCAUAUAGGAGAACUCCACUUUACUCACAAACAGUUAGAACCCCAAAAAGAAAAACACAACAGGAUUUAUCUCCACCUCUAGAUAAAAAGGUAGUCAAAGAAGCAAUUUUUCCAUCAUCAGCAAGGAGUGUCAGUUCACCGACACCUAUGUAUUCUUUCUUAGAACGGAACAGACAAGAAAAGGAGAUAGAAGAAAAUCAGAAUUUGGUACAACUAAGCAUAGGUUUAUCUGACUGGGUUGGUCAGAUAAUAAGUCAAACAACUCUGUUUAAAAGUCAAGGAGAAAGAAGUCAACAAAGAAUGUUAAAAGAAAUGCAAGAUAUACUAGAGGAUGUAGAAAUGACAGAAGCGAGCGGAGAAAGCCUCAGGGAGGAUGAUCAAAAUGAUUUCGAAUGGCAACAAAACGAUUGA
This is a messenger RNA of Ceutorhynchus assimilis (cabbage seed weevil), 1098 nucleotides long. The record is from the annotation of a GenBank genome assembly. NCBI's taxonomy places the organism in Eukaryota, Metazoa, Arthropoda, Insecta, Coleoptera, Curculionidae.